GAAGACGAAGAGAAGAAAUGGAGAUGCCGAAACAAUAAAAAUCAUCGGAGAUCCAAACUUUUACUUCUUCAUCGUUUAAUUCACCCCUCCCAACUUCCAGUCGCUUAACCUGGUGAAGAAGAGCUUCCAAUCGAAUAUGCUUCACACGCCAAUUUCGAUUAUUUCUUUUCUGAGAUUGGAGUUUUCUGGAUUUGGAUUCCGAUUUGAUUAGAAAUUAGUUUUCAAAUGGCAUAUUUUCUUCAUCUGAAUAAAACCUAUUCUAGAAAGAGCUUGAAGGAGAAAUGAAAACUCGACUCAUUAUGGUCAUGGAAGAUUUGACAAAAACAAUAUAUUCGAAUGAUGAGUUUUUUUGAGUAAAGAUUUAGCUUUUUUUUUUUUUUUAUCUUUUAUGUUAAUUGAUGAAGGAGAUGAAAUUUUAAUUUUUUGGGGGGAUUUCUUGUUUUUUUUUUUAAUCUUAUGUUCUUUAUUCAAAAAAGAAAAUAGCUCCAAUUUCUAAGUUUGUUCUAUAACUAUCUCAAGUUCUGGCCUUCUAUUCAUCAAUUCCCACACAAAACUUUGGUCGGAUUUGAACUAAUCUCAUUUCAACCUUAAGUACUUGGAUCCAAAAGUUCUAAGCUUUUCUGAGAAAAAUUUGGGUUUUCUUUUUCUUUUUUUUUUUCAGGUUAAUCAAUGAAGAAGAUGAUAUUUGGACACUGAUUGAGAGGAGGAUCAUUCCCUGUUAAUUUGUGCUCUUACAGGUUAUGGGUUUUUCUUUUCUAUAUGAAGAAGAGAUGAAAUCAGAGACAAGAAUAUGAAGAAUUUUAAUUUUUGGGUUAAUGAUUUAAUGGGUUAUUAUUAUUAUUGUAGAAUAGAGAUGAAAAGAAAUUUAUGGGUUAAUGAUGAUUUUAUGGGUUUUAAUUUUUGGGUUAAUGGAAGUUUUUUAAAUUUCUCUUAAUGAAUUUUUAGGGUAAUUUUUUUUUUCUCUUCUUCUACUGUCUAGCUAGGCAGCAAACCGUCCAACUGGCCAGUUAAAUGCCAACAAGGAGUCGGUUAAAUGCCAACAGAAAAAUGCCCUUGCUCCACCACCCAGCUGCACCGCCUUGCUCAUUUGUGUGCUGCCGCUCUCAGCUCGUCACCACAGCCAGCCGGCCAUCGUCCCGCCGCUGCACCUGCUCCAGACCGCCACUGCCUUCUCACGCUCCUGCUCCAGGCCGCCCUGCCUAGCUCGCCUGCCAUCGUUCCGCCACUUCCCAGCUUGUCACCACAUCCUGUCGAUCACAGCAGCAGCUUGUUGCACCGACAGUUGUAGCCUCCCGACCCUGCUUCAGGGAAUCACGGGCAUCCUUUGUUGUGUCUGUUUCUUACAGGGGAAAAGAAAACCCGACCUGGAAUUCAGGUUCUGAUUCUAAAAUGCUUAUCCCUCAGACCAAAAACAUUGGCCUUCCAUUGAUGAAUCUUAUGAGAUUCAAAGGUUUGCCCAUUUUGCAGCAACUUCAUAUAGAGGAACAACUACUUCGAACUUCAUCGGAGAAUUGGUGCAUGGUCAAUGAUGGAACUAAUGAUCCUACCAUUGUAAUGGGUGUGUCAGGGAAACCUGCUGAACUUCUUGAAAUUGAAUCCGUCUUAGACGAUCAGGUUCCUGUCAUAAGAAGGUUUACUGGGGGAGGUACUGUUAUUGUUGACCACGGGACGGUAUUUGUCACUUUCAUAUGCAAUAAAGAAGCAGUUCCUAACUUACAACCAUAUCCUCGACCAAUCAUGUCUUGGAGCAGCUCAUUAUACAGCAAAGUCUUUCAAGGAAUUGGUGAUUUCCAUCUUCGUGAAAAUGAUUAUGUAUUCGGUAACCACAAGUUCGGUGGAAAUGCUCAAUCCAUUACCAAGAAUAGGUGGAUCCACCACACUUCAUUUUUAUGGGACUUCAAUGUCCAGAACAUGUCUUACCUAAAGCAUCCUAAACGAGCUCCUGCAUAUCGAUCGGCAAGGAGCCAUUUGGACUUCAUAUGCCGUAUGAAGGAUUACAUGCCGAGGUCAACUUUUAUGGAUAAAACCGUGGAGGCAACUGAAACCCAGUUUUCGUUAAGGCCUAUCCAAUUGGAAGCAAUUAGAACUUGCACGGAAGCUGAAUUCUGUCCCUCAAGCAGGUUCCUGACAAAUGAAGAAUUGGAGGCAGCAGCUGUUGCUCUGCAAUAGUGAAGCAGUUUGCAGGUCUGCAUGAUUUUUCUCAAGAUUAUCAUGAUUAAUGAGGUAAAUCCGAACGAAAGCUGUAUAAGUUUAAUCAAAAUAUUUCAUUGCUUGGAAACUGGAAUUUUAUCAAUUAACGCCUAUGUUCAUCAUCAGCCAUGGCAGUGAAUGGCAUUGAAAGAAAUGUUGUUUCCAGUUGAAAAUGAAUAAAUUGGACUGUGACAGCAUGUAAGGGAAUCGUCUUUCACAAUCAAUUGUUACGAUUUCUGCC
Messenger RNA from Gossypium raimondii (Peruvian cotton), 2431 nucleotides. RefSeq lists its product as uncharacterized. Gene Ontology annotation, cellular component: mitochondrion. Gene Ontology annotation, biological process: protein modification process. Lineage: Eukaryota; Viridiplantae; Streptophyta; Magnoliopsida; Malvales; Malvaceae. The transcript has 6 exons. Bases 1390 to 2169 code for a protein of 259 amino acids. The record is from RefSeq and is a predicted model, not a curated record.